AUGGAGCUGAAAAACUUCACCAGGGUAAGAGAAUUUGUUUUCCUUGGCCUAACGCAGAAUCAAGAACUGAGCUUGGUCUUCUUUCUUUUCCUAUUUUUGGUAUAUGUGACAACUUUACUGGGAAACCUCCUCAUCACAGUGACGGUGACCUGUGAAUCUCGCCUUCACACCCCCAUGUAUUUUUUGCUCCGUAAUUUAUCUGUUGCCGACAUCUGCUUUUCCUCCGUCACAGCUCCCAAGGUUCUGGCGGACCUUCUGUCACGGCGAAAGACCAUCUCCUUCCGUGGCUGCUUCACGCAGAUGUUUUUCUUCCAUCUUGUCGGAGGGGCGGAUGUAUGUUCUUUGUCAGUAAUGGCGUUAGAUCGGUAUGUGGCCAUCUCCAAGCCCCUGCACUAUGUGAACAUCAUGAAUAGAGGCCGUUGCACUGCAUUAAUAAUGGCCACCUGGGCGGGGGGCUUUGUCCACGCCAUCGUGCAGUUUUCCCUGCUGCUGCCCCUCCCCUUCUGUGGACCCAAUGUUCUUGACACUUUCUACUGUGAUGCCCCCCAGGUCCUCAAACUUGCCUGUACAGAUAUUUUUAUGCUUGAGCUGCUGAUGAUUUCCAACAAUGGGCUGCUCACUGCACUGUGGUUUUUCUUCCUCCUGGUGUCUUAUCUGGUCCUAUUGUUAUUAGUAAGGUCCCAGGCAGGGGAGGGCAGGAGGAAAGCCAUCUCCACCUGCACCGCCCACAUCACUGUGGUGACCCUGCAUUUCGUGCCCUGCAUCUACGUCUACACCCGGCCCUUCACUGCCCUCCCCACAGAUAAGGCCGUGUCCGUCACCUUCACUGUCAUCUCCCCUCUGCUGAACCCCCUGAUCUACACCCUGAGGAACCAGGAGAUGAAGUCAGCCAUGAAGAGACUAAAGAGAAGACUCGUGCCUUCUGACAGGAAAUAG
Manis pentadactyla (Chinese pangolin) is the source of this 936-nucleotide messenger RNA. RefSeq names its product olfactory receptor 4D10-like. Gene Ontology annotation, molecular function: G protein-coupled receptor activity; olfactory receptor activity. Bases 1 to 936 code for a protein of 311 amino acids. The record is from RefSeq and is a predicted model, not a curated record. Gene Ontology annotation, cellular component: membrane. The transcript has a single exon. Gene Ontology annotation, biological process: G protein-coupled receptor signaling pathway. Lineage: Eukaryota; Metazoa; Chordata; Mammalia; Pholidota; Manidae.